AUGGCCCUACAACUCACUCUUCUAUUCGCUUCUUACUUUAGUAUUUAUCAUUCAAAUUCGCUUUUUGUACAUUCCAAAUCCACGAAAGCUUUCUAUGCAGACUUUGAUGUUACUAAACUCCCGAAUGGAGCCAUAUAUCCAGACUCUCCUCUCUUUGCAAACAUUUUCUUUAAGAAUGGCACCAUGACCCAGUUUGCUAAGGACUUUGCAGCGAACAAGUACGUUUGGAAUGAAGACUUUUGUUUACUUGAUUCGGACGGUGAUGGACUAACCAAUGGUGAUGAGUUGGGCGAUCCAUGUUGUUAUUGGUCUUCGGGUAAUCCAGCAUCCAGAAGAUAUCUCUUGAGUGAGUUGAGUGACCCAUCCGAUAAUUCAAGUAUUGCAAAUUUUGCCUCUGCUACAAAUGUUUCAGUGGUGGAAGGUUUAGUGGCUAUACCAACUCAUUUCAGUAUUGAAUUGAAGUGGAAGUUGUCCAACGAUACUACGAAUCUUGUUUGCUACUAUCAAAUCCAAAUGUCAACAUUGAAUGCCUUGGGAUAUACUACUGUCAUGUACAAGACACAUAAUGCUAAUUCCUAUACAAGAUACAAUUUGGAUCAGAACACAACUUAUUCUUUCAGAAUUUUGCCUUAUAACAAGUUCAAAGGUUAUUCAUGGUACGGUGUAGGAAAGCAAUCCAUAAUAUUCGCAAAAACCUCAGUAGAUCCAUAUGGACAGGGUAUUGGGGAUGAUUGCCCAUCAAAUGUAAUUACAUGGUCGGAAUUAUCCUCAAACCAAACAAUAUUCAAUUUUACCUCACAAGUGAUUGUUACCACAACCACUAACUUUACCGUUUGUACCAACCAAAGUUCUGUUCAACAGGUAAAUGUGUCACGCACAGAAUACGAGUGUCAGUACCACUACUUUAUCACUGAAUGCACAAAAUCAAACAGCACGGAAUCUGGUCUCAACAUUACCAUCUGUAACACCACUGCAGUGACAGUGGAUGAUUUGUGCGAUUGGUUUUAUGAUUGUGAGUUUCCAUGUGACUACAAUACUACAGAGAAUUGCACAACCCAAAUCACAAACUGUGAUGAGUUUACGUACCAAGAGCCUGAUUGCAUCAAUACCACAAUCACAAGAACCUAUGAUUGCUUCGAAAGAACAGUUAAUACCACGAGAGAAACAAAUACAACCUCUAUUGUGUGCAGUGAAACAUCAAUAUCAUCAAACACUUCGCGAAAUGUCUUUACAAUUCCAAAUAAUUACACAGUUAUAUUGGAUACAAGUUCUCCUAUGCUUCAGGAUGUUCAGGUGUUUGGAUGCUUAAUUUUUAGUGACGAAAUAGAUAUUGAAAUGCAUUUUGAAACGAUGGUUGUGACAGGAUUGCUUCAAAUUGGAAACGAGACUCAUCCCUACAAACACAACGCUACAAUAACUCUGCAUGGUCAAAAGAAUGAAUUCAGUGAAAAAGGUUUAGGAAACAAAAACAUCGCAAUCACAAGUGGAGGGGUAUUGAGUCUUCAUGGUAAACCUCAUCAAAUUACGUGGACACUUUUACAAAAAACCACUAAAGUUGGAGAUACCAUUAUUUCAGUCAUUCAGGAUACUAUGUGGGAUGUUGGUGAUGAAAUUGUGUUAGCCUCCACUGACUAUGAUAUGAAUCAAGCAGAAAGAAGGACAAUAAUCAGACGAUUUAACGGCACAACCUUUGAACUGCACACUCCUCUUCUCUACAGUCAUUAUGCAGAUACAGAAUACUACACAAAAUCUAACGGUACAGUCGUGGAGUUUGAUCAAAGAGGAGAAGUUGGUCUGCUCACUCACAACAUUCGCAUUCAAGGAGAUCAAGAUAGUGACUUUACAUUAUUUGGAGGUCAUACGAUUUAUAUGAAAACAUCCAAAUACAUCAAAUUGAACAACGUUGAGUUUAGAAGAAUGGGUCAGGCUGGUGUAUUGGGCCGCUACCCAGUUCACUUUCACAUGUUUGGAAACGCUUCUACCUCUUACAUCAAAAAGCUAAGCAUUCAUGACACGUACCAACGAGCUGUAACUUUUCACGGAGUUCAUGGUUUGCAUGCAGAAGGUAUAGUUGCAUAUAACAACUUUGGACACGCGUUUUUCCUUGAAGAUGCAGUUGAAGAAGGAAAUUUAAUCGAAAACUGCUUAGGUCUUGUCACAAAAGCCAUUCCUGAUUCAAGAGCUAUUCUUACUCCCACAAAUUUUGAUUCUUCUCCAGCAACGUUCUGGAUGACAAAUCCUAACAAUAUCCUCAUUAAUAAUAGAGCUGCAGGUUCUGCAGGUUCAGGAAUAUGGUAUCAACUAGAGCCAUAUAGUCUUGGGCCAAACAUGUCGCCUUACAUUCAACCUCGCAAGUGGUACUGGGGUAAAUUCUUCAACAACACUGUUCACUCUAAUGCUAUUCAUGGCCUGAAUCUAUGGCACGAUUUCUUUGUUUGCACAGAUCCAAGAUUGGAGAUUUUUAAAGGAAUUUAUUGUGGAACUAAAGAAAAUCCUUGGGCAGUUGCUGAAUUCACCAAGUUGGUGUCCUUUAGAAAUAGACAGCAAGGUCAAUUUGCUUAUGUGCAAGGAGAUAUUAGAAUGAAAGACAGUAUCUAUGCAGAUAAUCCUAUUGGGUACACCUUCAACGUUAUUCAUCAAGAUUCUUUUACAGUUAAAGAUUGUAUUUUUAUUGGAGAAUCUAACAAUAGAGGUAAUACCAAUAAUUGUCAAAACGGAUGUUAUAGAUGUGGUAACGACUACAAAAAUCUCAAUUCUACAUAUAAUCGGUCCUUUGCUAAUUACAGAAGCCAACCCAUUGUUGGAAUUCAAUUUCAUAGAGAUGGCAAGCCCUUACUUUUGGACGGUGUUGAAUUUUUCAAUUAUGUCGACAAUUGUGACAGAAGAGCCAAUGCAUUAGAUAUCAAAAACGAUGUUAUGGCUCAAAUGGAACAAGGUGACUACAAAGUGAAAAACUUGAAAUUCCAUAAUUCUAACAUUCUUUAUCUACUAGUUGGAAAAUCAAGUUAUUUAGUUGACAAUUAUAAGCAUGCAAUAAUUAUCGAUUUGGAUGGCUGUCUGUCCAAUUCAUUAACCCUUCCUUCCGGAUUUAAUCCAAUUAAUGCCAGAAUUAUUCCUGCCAACCUUAUUAUGGUAAAUUUCGAAAAGUGCUUCUAUGUCAAUGUAUGGAAUGCUUAUAUAUGCGACCAAUCUGUGAACUGGUCUAACUUUGAUGUAACUACUCCGGCCAUAACUAACAGCGUCGACUCUACUCGUGUGAACUCGACAAACGGUUUUUAUGAAGACCUCCAAGGUCAACUUACAUCAGGUGGAGAAUGGAGGUACAGAGGUCGUUUUCUUGAUAACAGCGCAUUUAAUUACACCUUUGAAUGGCUUGGUAAAGUUGGAACUCCAGAAAAGAUCAAUUUAAUUUGGAAAGGUACAAACCCUAUUACUCUAACUUUGAAGAUUACCAUGUGGGGCCCAGUUAGCAUUAACAUUGUGACGAACAAGGAAGAGCUGAUUCUUUCUCCUUCAAAUAGAACAGAUGGCUCAGCAACCUACAAUUGCAAAACGAACACCGUUUCUCUUACAGUUCAAUCUUCCUCAACACUUUUUAUUAAGGACGCUACCUACGUACCUCCUGAACUUGAUUGCAUCACUUUUGACAACUCUUUGUGUUCCAACUUUUCAAACUGUGGUGGACCUAAAAGAGGCAAAUGUGUUGGACUGAAUGAGUGUGUAUGUCGGUGGGGAUGGACGGAGUCUGAUUGUUCAACAUAUCAUUGUGCUCAUCGUGAUUGGUGUGGUGGUCAUGGUACAUGCAUUGGUCCUAAUAUUUGUAGAUGCUUCCCUGGAUUCGCUGGAACCAUGUGUAACAAAAUUGAAGAGUUUGAAUUAUUCAAUCGAGUACUAGCCUUUGGAGAUAUUCACAUCAGAACACUCGACAAUCAAAAUUAUACUUUUAACUCUGUAGGGGAGUUUUAUUUAUACAAAUCUCAAGAGUUUUCUUUACAGGGUCGAUUGAAACAAUGUACUCCAACCUCCAAAACUUCAUGCAUGAAAGCUAUUUCGUUUUCGAAUGGAAACGAUACUGUCGUUGUGACGUCUGAUGGAAAAUCAAAGGUGCUAGUAUAUGUUAAUCAAGCCUUAGUUGACCUUUCUAAAACCACAGUCAAUAUGGUUGGCAUUGAGCAAAACUCAACUUUCAAAAUUCCAUCUAAUUUACAAACGUUUUAUGAUCAGAUCAAGUAUCAGCGAGAUCCUGAUACCAAUGAAAUCCCCGUUCUUCCAAAAGAAUCUCUUCAAUAUAAGCCUCCUGCACAAGCAAUUUAUGUGCUCAAUGGUGGAGCUACUAUUGUAGAAGAACAGGAUACUUCUAAUUUUGUGUACAGCGAAAAUGGUACAGUGAUUCCUUUCAACGUUAUUGUCAUCAAAUUUUCUGUAGGUUUUAAAGGCCAGAUACGUUUGAAAAACGACGGUGUUGGAUGGUUGAGUGUUUCGUUUUCCCCUUCCAAGGACACAAAUUACACUGGUAGUGAACGUGGUGGUUUGUAUGGCACUUUAGAUAGCAAUCCUAAUAAUGAGUUUACAUUAAGGAAUGGAUUUGUUCUCACAACUCCUUCAGCACUUGAGGUUCACAGUAUAUUUGGAGAAAGUUGGAGAGUUCCCAAAACUGAGUCUAAAUUUUUCUACACUCCACCAGAAUCCUAUGAAUCCCUAAAUCCAACUGAUUUUGUUCCAGCAAUGACUGCGACUACUGACAAUAAGACGCUUCAAGAAUUAGCAGAGAGAGUUUGCAGUAAUUUAGGAUUGACUGCUGAAUUCUAUGAAUCAUGCCUUUUUGAUGUGAUACAAACAGGUGACGUUGAAUUUGCAAAAGCGAGUGCUGGUGCGGCUGCCCAAGACCAAUGUGAAACCAACUCUACUGCAUGUCAGACUUUCACUUGUCCCAAUUUUUGCAAUCUUCAUGGAAAGUGUACCACUGGUAAAUGUUAUUGCGAGAUUGGUUGGACUGGUGAUGAUUGUGGAACUGUGUCAAACAUUUUACAGCUUAUUGGAAUUAUUAUUGGAAGCAUUUUGGGAUCUAUUUGUGUCAUUUUAUGUUUGUGUGUUUGUGUUUCUUGUUCUCUUUAUGGAUUCUCCAAACGACAAAAGAGGAUCAAAAGAUUUUUCAGAAUGGUCAGCAUUGUUCCAACUCAAUUUAACAAGGAAGAUGAGCUAACUGACAUGGACUUUGAUGUUCAAAACAUUCACAUGUCUGACCCCAAUUACGGGGAGUUGCUGUUCACUAAGAAGCGAUAA
This is a messenger RNA of Naegleria fowleri, 5283 nucleotides long. RefSeq lists its product as uncharacterized. Gene Ontology annotation, molecular function: protein binding. The record is from RefSeq and is a predicted model, not a curated record. Bases 1 to 5283 code for a protein of 1760 amino acids. Lineage: Eukaryota; Heterolobosea; Eutetramitea; Acrasida; Naegleriidae. The transcript has 2 exons.